UUUCCCAAACUUGCUAUAUAAAUAACACUCUCCCCUCACUCCCAUUCCACCACAAAAAUUUUCUUCACUGCACACAUAUCCAUACAUACACACCAUGGCCAUCUUUUACCAUUUUGGAAAUGCUAGUGUUCUUUUUGUGUUGUUAUUAUCUGCUGUGUGUGUUUGUGGACGACCAGCCACUUUUCAUCAAGACUUUCAAGUCACGUGGGCUGAGUCCCAUAUCAGGCAAAUUGAUCAAGGCAGAGGAAUCCAACUCAGACUUGACCAAAACUCUGGAUGUGGGUUUGCUUCCAAGGCCAAGUACAUGUUUGGGCGUGUUAGCAUGAAGAUUAAACUUGUCCCCGGAGACUCUGCCGGUACCGUCACUGCAUUUUAUAUGAACUCUGACACGAACAAUGUUCGUGACGAGCUGGAUUUCGAGUUCUUGGGGAACCGUACUGGCCAACCUUACACAGUUCAAACAAACAUCUAUGCUCACGGAAAGGGUGAUAGAGAACAGAGGGUCAACCUGUGGUUUGACCCUGCUGAGGACUUCCACACUUACACAAUUAUGUGGAAUCAUCACCAUAUUGUCUUCUACGUUGAUGCGAUUCCAAUCAGAGUGUACAAGAACAACGAGGCUAAGGGAAUUCCAUACCCAAGGAUGCAAGCGAUGGGGGUGUAUUCAACGUUGUGGGAAGCAGAUGACUGGGCAACAAGGGGUGGUUUGGAGAAAAUAGAUUGGAGCAAAGCACCUUUUUUUGCUUAUUACAAGGAUUUUGACAUAGAAGGUUGUGCUGUGCCAGGGCCUGCAAACUGUGCCUCGAACCCACAAAACUGGUGGGAAGGGGCUGCAUAUCAAGCUCUUAAUGCCAUUGAAGCGAGAAGGUAUAGGUGGGUUCGCGUGAACCAUGUGAUCUAUGACUAUUGUCAAGAUAAGUCAAGGUACCCAGUGACCCCACCAGAGUGUCGUGCCGGUAUAUAGUCCCAAGAUUAUAUCAAGCUCGUCGGCAAUUUCAGUGGUUCAUAACAUUCAUGCCUCACUUCUUCUACGUACAUGUGAUGUCACUUUACUUUACACUGUUGUUCUUGUUGUGUUAUAUACAAAUUGUCCAUAUAUAUAUAUAAACUAUUCUUGUGUCCCAACUCGUACGUUGGACGAAGCCUGUGUUCGAAUCAGAAGGGGCAUGGGUUGAGUCAAAACCUUUCCUGGCCCUCUUUCUUUGUAUUUUAGUGCGGAUAUAUUGUUUGUGGUAUAAGGAAGCAUCGUGCCCAUUAUUGUGAUUUAUGGAAUAAACUUUAUUUUAUUUUUUUAUUUUUGCUGUAAUGUGUAGCACGUCUCAAUUUAUGUGGGAUAAAGUCUUCCUCUGUUUCGGGCCAAGCAAAAGGACAAGAAAAAUGCAUGGUUGGUCUUA
This is a messenger RNA of Abrus precatorius (Indian licorice), 1394 nucleotides long. RefSeq names its product probable xyloglucan endotransglucosylase/hydrolase protein 6. The coding region runs from base 95 to 964 and encodes 289 amino acids. Lineage: Eukaryota; Viridiplantae; Streptophyta; Magnoliopsida; Fabales; Fabaceae. The transcript is spliced from 4 exons. Gene Ontology annotation, biological process: xyloglucan metabolic process; cell wall biogenesis. Gene Ontology annotation, cellular component: cell wall; apoplast. Gene Ontology annotation, molecular function: hydrolase activity, hydrolyzing O-glycosyl compounds; xyloglucan:xyloglucosyl transferase activity. The record is from RefSeq and is a predicted model, not a curated record.